AUGGCUCGGAAUCAGUCGCUUCUUCCUUCUCUCCUCGUCCUUGCUUCUUUCCUCUUCCAUCCGUCACUCGCGGUCAUUCGAGAUGACUUCACCGACUUGCCACGGCUUGCUUACGACUUUGUGAUCGUUGGAGGCGGAACCGCUGGCUCCGUCCUAGCAAGCAGGCUGACCGAGGACCCCGACUUCAAUGUUUUGCUGAUUGAAGCUGGGCCUUCGCACGAGGGUGUGCUCGAAUCGCAGGUUCCCGGCUUAACUUUUGCUCUUCAGCAAACGCAAUACGAUUGGAACUUCAACACCGUUCCUCAGAUUGGUCUGAAUAACCGGACGGAUCGGUUGCCCAGAGGUCGUAUGCUAGGUGGAAGUAGCUCCAUCAACGGACUAUUCUACACUCGUGGAUCUUCGGAUGACUAUGACAGAUGGGCAGCCAUCACGGGCGACUCUGGUUGGUCUUGGAGCAACAUCCUUCCCUAUCUCCUGAAGGUCAGCCCAUCCCUAGAGUCUGAGAGCCAGCCGGGGCUGAGAUUGGUGCGAAUAGAGCGAGAAAUGGAACCCUCCGACGGACGGUCACGAUACCACCGCAAGGUCUUCGAAGCUAGCCAGGAGCUUGGUGGGGAGUUUGCGUACGACGUCGACAUGAACGACGGAACACCACUUGGUUUUGGUUGGCUUCAGUCCACGAUCAACAAUGGGGAGAGAAGUAGUGCUGCCACUGGUUACCUCGAUGCAACCGUUCUUGCUCGACCGAACCUUCACGUCCUGGUGAACAACCGCGUCGUCAAGUUGGCUGAAAGAAAGCAGCCUGGAUCUAACACCCCAGCGUUCCAAACUGUCCAUUUUCAGACAGGAGGCAGUCCUUCAGGCAGGCUACACCGCGUAACUGCCAAGAAGGAAGUAAUCCUGGCAGCGGGCGCCUAUGGAAGCCCUCAACUGCUCAUGUUAUCCGGGAUUGGUGAUUCGACCGAGCUCCAGAACAUCGGUAUCGAGCCCAAAGUGAAACUUCCUAGCGUCGGCAAGAACCUCACUGAACACGUCCAAUUCAGCAUGAUGUUCAGCUUGGGCAUAAACGACACCGUCGACCCAUUCCUGAACCAAACCUUCCUCAUGGAAAGCAUGCAGGAGUGGUUCGACCAUCGUACCGGAUAUAUGACGAACCUAGGUAUCAAUUCUGUUAUCUGGCACAGACUCCCCGAAGACUGGCCUCACUGGAGUCAGUUUGAAGACCCUACGGGUGGUAUUAAUUCGCCGCAUAUUGAGUUGGUCGUGAUGGGUGGUGGGAUUUACCCCACUCCUGGACCUAAUCUCAUUGUCAGCCCUGUCCUGGCGAGUCCUCGCUCUCGCGGCUUCAUGACUCUCAACUCGACUAGCCCAUACGCCAGUCCUCUCAUCGACCCAGCGAUGCUCACCCACCCCUUCGACAUCCUAGCUCUGCGCGAGUCUGUCCGCUCUGUUUUGAAAUUCGUCGGUGCCUCCACGUGGGACGAGUACAACCUUACGCUCCUUCCUCCGUUUGCGGGACUUACGACUGACGAAGAAAUCUACGAGACCCUUCGCAACGUUGUUACCCAUGUCGAUGCUUCCAUUAUGGUGGGCUUCUUCCCUGGUUAA
Coprinopsis cinerea okayama7#130 is the source of this 1605-nucleotide messenger RNA. RefSeq names its product alcohol dehydrogenase. Gene Ontology annotation, molecular function: flavin adenine dinucleotide binding; oxidoreductase activity, acting on CH-OH group of donors. NCBI's taxonomy places the organism in Eukaryota, Fungi, Basidiomycota, Agaricomycetes, Agaricales, Psathyrellaceae. The record is from RefSeq and is a predicted model, not a curated record. The transcript is spliced from 10 exons. The coding region runs from base 1 to 1605 and encodes 534 amino acids.